AAGCACUGUAACGAACUUUUAAACUUCAUGAACAAUUAGUUUUGUGUCCGAGAGGUGGCGCAAUAAAAUUUCCAAUGAAUUUUUUCAAUAGAUCCUUUUUUUUAAGAUUAAAAUCAAAUGGAGAUGUGUUGGUAACCUGUAGUUAUAAAAUAAUGUGGGCAAUUAAGGCAUCAUCCGGUAAAUAAGCAUGUUUUCAAAACCUAACCUAAAACUUUAUCGAAUCAGAAGGUGUUAAGUGGGCAAGGAACAAAAAUAAUAAUAUAUGGGUAUACCUAAUCCGUGCAAAAGCAAAAUAAUAUAGGGCUGAGGCUUAUGAUUGAAGAAAAUCUUCAAGAAUGUCUUCAUCCAUAGUUCAGUACGUAAUAGUACGUUCUGACCUUCUGAAAGAGCUACAGUGGCCUGUAGGGGCUCUUAUAGCUCAAGCUUGUCAUGCAGUUACGGCGGCUACACAUCUUUUUUACCAGGAUGAACAUACUCAGACAUAUUUGAAAGAUUUAGACAAUAUGCACAAAGUUGUACUAGAAGCUCCUGACGAGAAAAGCCUGGUGGCAUUAGGUCAAAAGCUCGAAGAAAAUGAUGUCAAGCAUAAGUUGUGGAUUGAACAGCCCGAGAACAUUCCUACGUGUCUGGUCGUUAAGCCGUAUCCCAAAGAAGAAGUUCAGAAGUAUUUUAAGAAAUUCGAAUUGUUCAAAACAUAGUGAUAUUUUCAUUUUAUUGAAUUUAUUUUUUCUAUGUUCUUUACCUCUCCCAAGAUAUCCUUUAAAUUGUUUAAGGUAUUCGCCUAAUAAACUUGUGAGCUUACUUUCAAGAGACUAAAGAUCCCUCUUAAAUAGAAACAAAUAAAAAUCUUGUGGGUUUU
Molecule: messenger RNA, 859 nt
Organism: Acanthoscelides obtectus
Lineage: Eukaryota; Metazoa; Arthropoda; Insecta; Coleoptera; Chrysomelidae
Source: the annotation of a GenBank genome assembly